Pomacea canaliculata is the source of this 1093-nucleotide messenger RNA. RefSeq lists its product as uncharacterized. The transcript has 2 exons. The record is from RefSeq and is a predicted model, not a curated record. NCBI's taxonomy places the organism in Eukaryota, Metazoa, Mollusca, Gastropoda, Architaenioglossa, Ampullariidae. The coding region runs from base 10 to 633 and encodes 207 amino acids.
CUCACAAAGAUGACACGUACCUACAAACAUCCAUUCGGUGCGUUUCUCUUCGUCAUCGCCGUCAUUGAAGUUGCAGCUUCAAUACCGGAAACGUCACCUAAUACUGGCGAUUUCCUUCGCGAUCUGACAUCAGCCGGGGAGAAUGGAGACCCAGCUCUCUUGGACAGUGUCUCUUACGAAGAUUUCCCAGAGGAAGCAGGGAUGGGAGAUGAGGCGGAUCCUGCAGGAAAUUCACGAUGGUCUGAGGACGUCGACAGACUGAUUUCACUGCUUCGAGCGAGCGCCACGGCUCUGGAGCGAGCACGCGACAACUGGAGGUCACGCCUGCGACAGCACGAGGAGCAAAGGGUUCGACCCAAGAAAUAUCGGCCUACCAACAUCUUCGUCCACAUCGGACGUAGAGGGACGACAUCUGGUGUCAGUAGGCUGCUGGACGAGGCUGCUCAUGCACAAAGCAGCAGAGAUGCCGGUGGGGACGACGCCCUGGAAAACCUUACAUACUGCUUCACGCCUACACAAUUAACUGAGCUCAUAAGAACAGCGCGAUGGGGUCCUCGCAGACGUUCAGGGAAAGACAGAGGCGUAGUCCCUAAUGAACCGGCAGGUGAAGGCGCUCCUAUCAUGGCACUCUAGGACUCGUGUGGUCACUACAUGGUCACGUGAUUGAGACCCUAGAAACUUUCCAAUCAGAAAGCUUUUUGCAAGCGUUAGGAGGACUUUGACCUGGAGUGCAUGUCUUUUGGCUUUGUUUCUUUCCUUUCCCUUUUUUUGUGCUCUGUUUUUUUUUUCAUUCAGCUUAUGCAUAUUUCGUACUGUGUGUCCAUACCUGGUGUGUAAAAAGUUUUGAUUUUUAUGAAUUCAGAAAAUGAUAGUUCUUAAGCUAAAAUAAAAGAAAACUUGAGCUAGAGAAAAGUGAGUGUCUCUCAUUGUUUCUAGACCAUCUUUGCAGUCAUCAUAGUUCUGCCACCAGAGUACUGUUUAGACAUGACACUGUCUUCGAGCUAGAUUGUGUAUCUAAAUGUCAUCACAAGUAGUUCUGUCUGUUUUUAAUUCUAGUGUUUGUUUACAAAGGUAUAAAGAUUCUUCAAAGGAU